Messenger RNA from Nicotiana attenuata, 3100 nucleotides. Its product is annotated as phosphatidate phosphatase PAH1-like. The transcript has 11 exons. The record is from RefSeq and is a predicted model, not a curated record. NCBI's taxonomy places the organism in Eukaryota, Viridiplantae, Streptophyta, Magnoliopsida, Solanales, Solanaceae. Gene Ontology annotation, molecular function: phosphatidate phosphatase activity. Bases 368 to 2878 code for a protein of 836 amino acids.
CAAACUUCAAAACUUUUGCAUAAAAUCUUUGACGUGACAUUUCAUAUAUCGACUUAUAUGUGUGUCCAUCCAAAAAGAAAAAAAGACUUAUAUAUAUGUAAAAAAAAUAAGAAAACCAAAAAGUCAAGAGAAAAAGUAUUUUCGGGUAUUCCUUCUCCAACCCCUUUAGCGGUGAGAUCAAUUUCGAAUUGAUCCACUUAUAGUUGGAGUUCGAAGAUUUUCUGGGUUAUAUUUUUGUCACAUUCUUCAAUCUAUGUUCUUGUUAAGGUUGGAAGUUGUGUUUUCCACGCUGAAUUCUGGGAUCAAUAUUAAUUGGACCGUCCUAUUUUUGAUUUAAGGAAAAGAUUACAUUGUGGGGGUGGAGCAAAUGAAUGUUGUUGGUAAAGUUAGCAGCUUUAUAACACAAGGUGUGUACUCAGUUGCCACUCCAUUUCAUCCUUUUGGUGGAGCUGUUGACAUAAUUGUUGUGAAGCAGCAGGAUGGGACUUUUAGGAGCACCCCUUGGCAUGUUCGAUUCGGGAAAUUUCAGGGUGUCCUUAAAGGGGCAGAAAAAGUUGUCCGAAUUGAAGUUAAUGGCGUAGAAGCUGAUUUUCACAUGUACCUUGAUAAUUCAGGUGAAGCAUAUUUUAUCAGAGAGGUUUCUACUGGUAAUGAGAGCGAAACAAAUGGGGAUUCAAAGGAUUUUGAUUGUCAAAAAGGGGAAGUGAAUGCUAGUGAUCUUUAUAGAGUUAACAACGGAGAAAGUAUAACGGAUGGCGCUCUGUCCACACAUGAUAAUAAUGAUUCUAGUGAAGCUGAUUUACCGUCGCGACAUGAAGGUGUGACAUUGGGUAAUGAGCUAGCGGAAUUUGGUUCCAGCAGAUAUGAGAAUAUGGAUAAUGUAGAUGAGGUGUUAGAAUCGCAGGACCCCAGUUCUGAAGUUGUUAUGGUGAGUGUGGAUGGCCAUAUAUUGACAGCACCCAUCUCAUCAUCGGAAAGGAAUGUGGAAGAUGUCAAAUUAGACACGCCUAGGUUUAAUCUAGGCCCUGGUCAGGGGACAGAUUUAUUUGAUGGUAACUCAGAGUUCAUCACAGGUGAAGCUACAUGGGCUGAUGAUUAUUCGAGUGAUCAGGAGACACCAAACGAUGCUCCUGCAGAUGCUUGCAAUGUGAAGAACGAGAGCAAUACGGUUGAGCACCAGUUAAAUGUUUCUGAAGUAGAUGGUCAAUUUAGAGUAAAUUUGGAUGUGAAGAACCAGGAAAAUGGCCAUGUGGAGGUUACCUCAUGUGGCAAUAAGAAGGAUAAUGUGAAGAUUCUGGAAGGGGUUGACGAUUUAGAAAAGAAGUGUCCUGGGAAACUGGGAGACAACAGUUUGUUAAAUCCUAGUACUGACCGUCCCUGCAGUUCUCCUUCACCAGAUUUAAAGCUUCAAUGUAAAACCCUUCAGAAAUGUGAGUCAGUGAUGGAUUGUAAUGGUUCUGACGGCUCAAUAGACCAUCAGGCUGUUAGUGAUAAACAUCCAGAGGAACAGCAUGAUGUAUUUUUAGCAGCUGAAGAAAUAAAAUGUGUCCAGCAAGAACCAGAUGAAUGUUCUCAAUGUGAAAAUUCGAAGCGUCUUAUAGAAGCUUUUCUCAAAGUAAUAGCUACAGGGGUAGAGAUAUCUCUUUGUGGCAACUUGCUUUAUGCUGGAAUGGGUUCUAGUGCUGCAAGAGAAGCCUUUGAUGCAAAUCGCAUAUCUGAGGAUGAAUUCAGAAGUUCUUCAGAAUCCAUAAUCAAGAACGAGAAUUUAGUUGUCAGAAUUCGAGGAAACUAUUUUUCGUGGGAUAGAGCUGCUCCUAUCAUUCUUGGCAUGGCCGAAUUUGAUAUGGAAUUGCCUGUUGAAUGUGCUGAUAUCAUACCUGUGGAGCGGGAGGAGACCUCAAAAUCAGGAGAGGAUAAUAGUGGGAUCUCUUCGGUUGCUUCUGGACGGCGAUGGACUCUCUGGCCAAAUCCAUUUAGAAGGGUUAAGACACUUGAGGACAGUAACUGUAAUUUAUCAAAUGAAGAGGUCUUUGUUGAUUCUGAAUCUAGCUCAAUGUACCACCCUACAGAACCAACAGUUAUCACACAAGGAGGCAAGGAAUCUCCUCAGGAGCAACUUGUGAGAACAAAUAUUCCCACUUCCGGUCAAAUCACGUCUUUGAACCUGAAGGAGGGGCAGAAUAUGGUAACCUUCAUUUUCUCAACCCGAGUCCUAGGAGAGCAAAAGGUUGAAUCCCAUAUAUAUUUGUGGAAGUGGAAUGCACAAAUUGUAAUUUCUGAUGUUGAUGGGACUAUUACCAAGUCCGAUGUUCUUGGUCAGUUUAUGCCUUUGGUUGGGAAGGACUGGACACAUUUUGGAACUGCCAGACUUUUCUCUGCAAUCAAGGAAAAUGGGUAUCAGCUACUUUUUCUCAGUGCGCGUGCAAUUGUUCAAGCAUAUCUGACCAAGAAUUUCCUAUUUAAUCUCAAACAGGAUGGAAAAACUCUACCCAGCGGACCUGUUGUGAUUUCUCCCGACGGUUUAUUUCCAUCAUUGUACAGAGAAGUUAUAAGAAGAGCUCCUCAUGAAUUCAAGAUUGCAUGCUUAGAGGACAUCAAAGCACUUUUCCCACAAGAUUACAACCCAUUUUACGCAGGCUUCGGGAAUAGGGACACUGAUGAAUUCAGUUACAGAAAAAUUGGAAUUCCCAAAGGCAAAAUUUUUAUAAUCAACCCAAAGGGGGAAGUAUCAAUUAAUCAUCAAAUUGAUGUGAAAUCCUAUAUUUCAUUGCACAGUCUUGUUGAUGACAUGUUCCCACCAACAUCCAAGGUUGAGCAGGAAGAUUUUAACGCAUGGAACUUUUGGAAAAUGCCCAUCUCAGAUAUCAAUUACUUGUAGAGAUUUGUCUUCACAAAGUUUGUUGAUCUGGAAAGUUGAAAGCAUGUUAUUAAGCCCACUAUACAUUAAUCACUUCUAGCUUUGUGAAAAAGAGGUCUGUCAUUAUUGAUUUUUGGUCUCAUAUUAAGUGUAUAAAAACAGUUUUGUACUCGCAAUCAAUUCAUAUUGUUAUUUCAUUUAAAGAAUAAGGUCCUGAGGGAAUAAAAAAAAUCAUUUGACGCC